Messenger RNA from Quercus lobata, 1494 nucleotides. RefSeq lists its product as uncharacterized. NCBI's taxonomy places the organism in Eukaryota, Viridiplantae, Streptophyta, Magnoliopsida, Fagales, Fagaceae. The transcript has a single exon. The coding region runs from base 11 to 838 and encodes 275 amino acids. The record is from RefSeq and is a predicted model, not a curated record.
AGCCCAGUCGAUGAUAGCCUCCGACGGUGCCGGUAUUGACUUUAUCGGCGCCGAUGAGCCCGAUAAUGAGAUUCUCGGCUCCGAUGGGUCCGAUACAGCUUCUUUCAGCUCCGAUGAGUCCGAUGAGUCAGCAAACACCUCCGACGGUGAAGAGAAAUUGCACCAAGACAUCCGUUUGAUACUUCAGGAGAAUUCCGGCAAUGUUAGCAAGAAAUGGGGGAAUUCAGAUCAGUGGGUGCUUGAACUUCGAGAUGGAAGAAGAGUGGCGGUUCUGAUUCAAAUUUCUCUGCCUCCAGGUAAAGUCACAGAGGUAUUGGAAGAACAAACCCAAUUGGCCUUGGUCCCCUUGAAGUGUUCAAAUGUUGUGGAGGUGUCCUCAGCCCAAGUUGAUGAGAAUGAAGUACUUGUGGAGGAUUGGGUCUCAGACACUUCAGAGUCUUCUGAGCUACCUAAUGUAGAGGGUUUGUCGCCUCUAAGUGUGGAACCACUGGCCUUUUCUCUACCUUUGGCAAUGGAAGGGCAGGAAGUGUUGGGUGUGGAGAAUCCAGUGAGGGGAGAAGCUUACUCUGAGUGGGUCCAAAGCAGAUUUAAAGGGUUUGAUAACUUCGUAGGCACGUCCUUAAAAGGUUUGGAAAAUCAAGCAACCACCUUUUUAUUGGCUGUUGAGGCUGAAUUACACCGUAGGGUUGCUUUGGAAAAAAAAGCACGUGAUUUGAAGAGUUCUGGAGUGAAAGGUAUUAGAGAGCUGAAGGGUCUAUUCAGCUCGAUUAAUUAUGGUUCUACUUCAACUAGGCGUAGUGGUAUUAAUAGGGAGCGGGCUCUCUCUGUUCCUAAAUGAAUCUGAAGAUGAUUUCCUGGAAUGUCAGAGGAUUGAAUGAGGCUGGGAAGAGACUUCAGAUUCGUAAUUUAUUGCGUGCAUGGAGACCUGAUAUUGUCUGUUUGCAGGAGACUAAACUUGAAUGGAUUACUAGAGGAGUAGUCAGAAGUAUAUGGAGUUGUCCAUAUGUAGACUGGUUGUACUUGGGUUCAGAAGGUGCUUCUGGAGGUAUUGUAUUGAUGUGGGAUCGGAGGGCAGUGGAAAAGGUGGAAGAAGCAGUAGGGCGCUUUUCUGUUUCAUGCAGAUUUAAAAACAUAGGCGAUCAAUUUGAGUGGGCUUUUACAGGUUUAUAUGGGCCAAAUUCGAACAAGAGGCGUAGGAAGAUGUGGGAGGAAUUGACAGGGCUGAUUAGUUGGUGGGAUGUGCCAUGGUGCCUAGGAGGUGACUUUAAUAUAAUUCGUUUUCCAUCGGAGAGAUUAGGGGCUACAACUAGUACUCGGGCUAUGUAUGAAUUUUCGGAUUUUAUCUCUCUUCAUGGGCUGAUGGAUAUACCUAUGGAAGGAGGCCUUUAUACUUGGUCCAACAAUUUCUCUGCCUCUAGAAUUGACCGGUUUCUUUUCUCUCCACUUUUGGCUGAUCAUUUCACUCUAUUGGCACAGAGAAGGUUGUCUAAGAUA